Messenger RNA from Chilo suppressalis (striped riceborer), 1876 nucleotides. The record is from the annotation of a GenBank genome assembly. NCBI's taxonomy places the organism in Eukaryota, Metazoa, Arthropoda, Insecta, Lepidoptera, Crambidae.
GUCAUUUUCAUUUUCUCCCAUUGCGUGUUGAAAAUUAAUCUCCAAAAUUACUUAGAUUUCCAUUUAGAACGGGCGAUCACGUAUUUAUUCCAUUUGCCAAGUUGUAUUUGGUUUCAGUGAGCUGUCACAAUGCCGCAAGACAGACGCAAAGUGCCUUUCAGUGGAAAGGCCAAGAAGCAGCAGAUAAAAGCAAAGAAAAAUAAAACUUUAAUAUUGUCGACAUCUUCCGGUUCCAGCACUUAUGAUGUAGUGUCCGUGAACUAUCAGCCUGGCAGAAACCGUGGUGGGGGUGGUCGAACUGAUACCAACCGGUACGCUCUGAAGUUCUACCGAGAGACUAAUGAGGAAUUGCAGAUGAAGAAGGAGGAUGCAAUGAAAUCCUUGAACCCAGUCCCAGAGAAGGAUCUAGAGGUGAACCCGUCAGAUUUCUUCCCAGCCGACAUGUCUUUCCCAAAGAGACCGCCCUGGGACUUUAAAAUAACACCGGCACAAUUAGACGCACAAGAACAGAGAUAUUUUAAGAACUACGUGGACCAACUGCAAAGCUCAGAACAUUGGAAGGAUGUGUCAUAUUUUGAGCUGAAUCUAGAAACUUGGCGACAGCUAUGGCGCGUUCUAGAAAUGUGCGACAUUUUACUGCUUAUUGUGGACGUCAGAUAUGCGCCAAUGAUGUUCCCACCGUCUCUAUACAAUUACGUAGUCAAGGAACAGAACAAAAGCAUGAUACUUGUUCUCAACAAGAUAGAUUUAGUGCCAGCGUCCGUGGUAGCAGCUUGGCACGAAUACUUUACAAACACUUGUCCCGGCUUGAGAGUGGUUUAUUUUACUUCAUGUCCGGGAUACAAUCUGAGAGGUGGUACGGAGGAUAAGGCUGGCCUCCAAGUCCGACGUCGUAAAGGUCGCCAGCAGAUGUGUGUCGAAGGCGCCACUAAGAUACUGGAGGCCUGCAAGGACAUCGUCAAUGGAGAAGUAGAUCUGAACACAUGGGAGAAGAAGAUAAGAGAGGAGGCGGAGAUUGAGUUCGAUGAGGAGGAGCAGACUGAAGUUGGUCAAACUAUAUUGGAGAAAGCUGACACAACUUUUUACAGCCAUGAAAGAUACAAAAAUGGCGUAUUAACAAUAGGUUGUGUGGGCCAGCCCAACGUUGGGAAAUCUUCUUUAAUGAAUGCUAUUAUGGGAAGAAAAGUAGUUUCUGUAUCCAAAACGCCAGGGCAUACGAAACAUUUCCAAACUAUAUAUCUAACGCCGCAGGUACGUCUGUGCGAUUGCCCCGGUCUAGUUUUCCCAUCGAAAGUUCCGCGACCUAUACAAAUUCUUAUGGGAUCCUACCCCAUUGCACAAUUACGAGAACCAUACACCACAAUAAGGUACUUAGCAGAAAGGCUAGAUUUGCCCAAGUUACUAAGGAUAGCCCAUCCAGACAACGAUGACACCUGGUCACCACGAGACAUAUGCGAUGGAUGGGCCAAGAAACGUGGCUAUCUUACUGCUAAGGCUGCUAGGUUAGACACAUACAGGGCUGCCAACAGUAUACUAAGGAUGGCACUCGAAGGAAAAAUAUGCAUUUGGCUCAGACCACCAGGUUUCUCAGAAAAGAAGGAAGACUACGAAUCGCACAAAGAGAUUAAAUACGUAAAAUGGGUGCAAGCUCUCACCAAAGAUGACGCGCAAACUUUACUUACGUCAGACUCCGAUUAUGACGCUAGGAGCAGUCAUUCUGACGCAGACGACAGCGCCGACGAUAAUGACGACGAAAAUGAUGACGAUAGUGAUAGCGAUAGCGACGGUGAAACUAUCACAGCUAGCAGGAAUAAGUUUACGGCGCUGUUAAACGCUGAAUAGUUUUGCUAUUAAAAUGAAUGAAAAAUUAAUGAAU